Messenger RNA from Anguilla rostrata (American eel), 2510 nucleotides. Its product is annotated as zinc finger protein 676-like. NCBI's taxonomy places the organism in Eukaryota, Metazoa, Chordata, Actinopteri, Anguilliformes, Anguillidae. Bases 301 to 1731 code for a protein of 476 amino acids. The record is from RefSeq and is a predicted model, not a curated record. The transcript is spliced from 2 exons.
CACACGUGUACCCUACCGGAACACGGCCAUAGUUUUGUUGUGGAGGACUCGUUAACCAUUGCUCUGUGGGGAUUUCCAAAAUGUACGAUCGGAUAUACAUUUAAGGAACUCUGUUUUAAAAAUGCAAAACGCCUACAAGCAACCAGCUGUGUGAGGAGCUGCAGUUCUGCACACCUUUGAGCAGCAGGAUGAUGCAGGCAGGAGUCUGUCUUAGACACUGAGACAACACUACCAGAGCUCACUGAGCAGCACCAGAUCAGAAAGAAAGAAGAGGAACUCAGUGGACUGGAGUCUGUCCACAUGGCAGAGUCAGAGACAGAAUGUGCUGCGCCAGGACUCAACACACUGGAGCCAGAGUGUGUUACAGCACACAGCGGGGUCAGUGAUGUAGACCACACAGACACAUCACUGAUUAAAACAGAAACUGAUCUGGGCUCCACCCACACUGGGGAUCUUAUUAAGACAGAGAGCCUAGACAGUGCAGAGCUGGGAUAUGUAGCCCAUCUACAUCCUGACCAAAUCAAAACAGAGGCUGAUGAUGUAGGAUACCUUAAGUCAGAAUGCAUCAGUAACAUACAGGACAUUGAUUGUGUGAAUAUCAACUCUGAUCGAAUGAAGUAUGAAUCCAAUGAAAAUUUGGUGAAUGAUUUCAUGAAUAUUGCGGUGAACAGAGCUGGUGUUUAUUACAAUGGCCUGACUGAAUCAUGGCGAUGUGCAAAUUCAAACUUUAAAAAAGAAGAAAUUUAUAAUCUGUCAACCAAAUGUGGGGACUUAAAUCAGCACUGUAACAUAAACAAUGAAAAUAAUCACACCAAAAUUGUCCAGAAAAGUACAAACGAUUGCAACAAACACAUUCAUUGUCAGAAAGUGAAUGUUGCAAUUGAUCCCAUAAGUAAUUCAAUUAAACACCCCGAUCUUCUGAAUUUCUGUCAAAUCAAGACAACUCAGAGAAAGAAAGGUGUGAUUCAUACAGAAGAAAAGCCAUACAAGUGUAAACAGUGUGAGAAGUGUUUUACUACAAAUUCAGCUUUAAAUGUACACCUGAGAAUUCAUACAGGUGAAAAGCCCUACCAAUGUUCUCAUUGUGGGAAGAGCUUUCGUACAAUAUCGGUUUUAAAUGUACACCUGAGAAUUCAUACAGGUGAAAAGCCCUAUAAAUGCACUCAGUGUGGGAAGUGUUUUAGUGCUAAUUCUGUUUUAUAUCAACACCUGAGAAUUCAUACAGGUGAAAAACCCUACAAAUGCACUCAGUGUGGGAAGUGUUUUAGCACAAAUUUUGCUUUAAAUCGCCACCAGAGAAUUCAUGCAUGUGAAAAGCCAUACAGAUGCAUUCAAUGUGGCAAGUGUUUUUCCAGAAUAUCCCAUUUAGAUAGCCAUCAUAGAAUUCAUACAGGUGAAAAGCCCAAGUGUAGCCAGUGUCAGAAGUGUUUUAGUACAAAUUCAGCUUUGAAUGUACACCUGAGAAUUCAUGCAGAUGAAAAGCCCUACAAGUGUACAGAGUGUGAGAAGUGUUUUAAUAAAAAGUUUUCUUUAGAUAUCCACUUGAGAAUUCAUACAGGUGAAAAGCCAUACCAAUGUUCUCAGUGUGGGAAGUGUUUUCGUACAAAAUCUGAUUUAAACAUACACCUGAGAAUUCAUACAGGUGAAAAGCCCUACUCAUGUUCUCAGUGUGGGAAGUGUUUUCCAAAACUAUCAAAUUUAAAUAGUCACCAGAGAGUCCAUAUCACGUAAAAGGUAUACAGGUGUGCUCAACAUGAGAACAGGUUUCAUACAAAAUCAGCUCUAAAUAUUCACCAGCAUGUUCAUAUGGAUGAAAAGCGCUCUCUGUGUAUUCAUUGUGCGAAGUCUUUUAAUACAAAAUAUUCUUUAGGUGCAAAGUCUGACAGGUGUACAACAAUGUGGGAACGACUUUUUCAUGAACUCUGCACCAAAGAAUUCAUACAGUUCAAAAGUGUUUUUUAACUAAAUCUACUGUCAAUUUAUGCCCGAGUAUUCUUACAAGUGAAAAAAUCUUUCAAAUGUAAUGUUAAAUGUAUAAAUUAAAAAUCACCUACAGGCAAAGAGCCUGACAAAUCUACGCAUUGUGGAAAGUGUUGCAUGAAAUCAUUCUUUAAGUUUGUCGGAAAUGCCUUGGAUGUCUAUAAAAUAAAAUAAAAACACCCUGAUAAUUCAUUUUUUAAAAUCCCUUCAUAUUUUUAAAGGAAGUCCUUUUUUGUGGAUUUGGUGGAUGUUUAUUUUGUGUUGAAGGAGUGAAUAAAGGGCAGUAAACCAGCCAUUUUGCAAUGUUUGUCGUAGCACUGUUUAUAAUUCACUGAAUAUUCCUUGAUGAUUGUAUUUUAGACAGACGUCUGAAAAAAACAGCAACAAUGACUGUGACAAUCAGAGAUGCCUUUUUCCUUUUAUAAUAAGUGUUUGUGAGCAUUUUAUUAAUUAUAGGUUGAUAUUUUGUGAUGAAAUUUAAAGUACAAUUUGAAAGAAAUGUGAAAACUGAAUAAACUGUAGAAAGAAAC